Raphanus sativus (radish) is the source of this 1509-nucleotide messenger RNA. RefSeq names its product photosynthetic NDH subunit of subcomplex B 1, chloroplastic. Lineage: Eukaryota; Viridiplantae; Streptophyta; Magnoliopsida; Brassicales; Brassicaceae. The transcript has 7 exons. The coding region runs from base 42 to 1427 and encodes 461 amino acids. The record is from RefSeq and is a predicted model, not a curated record. Gene Ontology annotation, cellular component: chloroplast; NAD(P)H dehydrogenase complex (plastoquinone). Gene Ontology annotation, biological process: photosynthetic electron transport in photosystem I.
UUUUUCUCAUUCUUUGGCUCAAAAACACCUUCACCACUCCAAUGGCUUCUUCACUUCCUCAAUCACCCAAACCCAUCUCUCCCUUCUUCAAAACGCCGCCGUUUCCAACCACCAAACCGCUCGUCUUCCUCAACUUCCAAACCCGGCUAGCCUCGAAACCCUUGGAUGUAUCAGUCAAUCUCAAGAAGAAGAAGAGCGUGUGGCUCGACCCCUUUGACGACGGCGAAGACCUCAACAACGAAUACGGGUCACUGUUCGCCGACGGAAAGCAAGAAGAGGAUCCGAGACCACCGGAUAAUCCUGACAACCCUUACGGGUUCUUGAAGUUCCCAAUGGGUUACACCGUCGAGCUCGCUUCUCUGCCGCUGAAAAUCAGAGGAGAUGUUCGACGGUGCUGCUGCGUCGUCUCCGGUGGAGUGUACGAGAAUCUACUCUUUUUCCCGACUAUUCAGCUACUUAAAGAUAGGUAUCCUGGUGUUCAGGUAGAUGUCUUAACGACAGAUAGAGGAAAACAAACGUACGAGUUAAACAAAAACGUGAGAUGGGCAAAUGUGUAUGAUCCAGACGAUCAUUGGCCCGAGCCAGCUGAAUAUACAGACAUGAUCGGACUUCUCAAAGGAAGGUACUAUGACAUGAUUCUGUCAACGAAGCUCGCAGGGCUAGGCCACGCAGCGUUCUUGUUCAUGACAACGGCUAGAGACAGAGUUAGUUACAUUUACCCGAAUGUUAACUCUGCUGGAGCUGGUCUGAUGCUAUCCGAAACCUUUACAGCAGAGAACACCAACCUUUCGGAAUUAGGUUACAAAAUGUAUGACCAGAUGGAGGAUUGGUUAGGAAGGCCGUUUAGGAGUGUUCCAAGGACUCCAGUGCUGCCACUUAGGGUGUCUGUUUCACGGAGAUUGAAAGAGGUUGUGGCUGACAAGUAUAGGAAAGCUGGAGUGGAGACAGGGAAGUUUAUAGUGAUCCAUGGGAUCGAAUCAGAUUCAAAGGCAUCAAUGCAAUCAAAAGGAGAUAGUGAUAGUUUGCUUCCACUUACAAAAUGGGGUCAGAUAUCAAGGGGUAUAAGGGGAUUCAAGCCGGUCUAUGUGAUUCCACAUGAGAAAGAGAGAGAAAACGUCGAAGAAUUUGUGGGUGAUGAUACAUCUAUAGUGUUCAUCACAACACCAGGACAGUUGGCUGCUCUGAUAAACGAUUCUGCUGGAGUUAUCGCUACAAACACAGCUGCUAUUCAACUAGCUAAUGCUCGAGACAAACCCAGUAUUGGGUUGUUCUCUUCAGAAGAGAAAGCGAAGCUAUUUGUACCAGACGCAGAAGAGAGGAGUAACUGUGUCAUUGUUGCUUCAAAGACUGGAAGUCUAGCAGAUAUCGACGUAGGAGCUGUUAAAAAUGCAAUGCAGGUCUUUGAGGGAUCAUUGGCUCUCGUGUAAAUAAUCUUAAAAAGUUUGUGAAACAAGUUACAUAUAUAUAUAUAUAGCAUUUAUGUGUAUAAAUCAUUUAUUCAGCAUCAAA